CAUACAAUAAUGUUGAUCGAAAUUAAACAAUUCUCAGGAGGCAGAGGCCGAAUGACGAUAUAAUCAUGCCAGGCCAAGGAAGAAGAACCAGUACACUCGUUGACCUGCCUCCUCCACAGGCACUCUUCACCUUCCUCGUCCACGGGGGAUCUCGCAUGACCAGGACCAGCCGGCCGGCCGACCCACCGGGGCCGGAGCAAGCCACGAAGAGCACCAGGCCGCCGGAGACGAAGGGAGGCGCAGGCGACAGGGAAGGGUGGUCGGAGGUCAGGAUGGCACUAGAGGAGCUCUCCUUGUUCAAGCUCGAGGAGAACAAGACCUCCACCAUGGCCCUUCUUUCCGCCUCCAAUCUGCUGCUCCAUGUCCUCGAUGAGAUUGGUCCUACUAUGCUGGUGCUCAGGCAAGAUAUACACACAAACAUUGAGAGAGUGGAAGAGGUACUCAUGUUGGAUCCAGACCUGAAUUCAAGUUUAGUAGAGAUAGUGAAGAAAGAAGUAGCAGAAGGAACUUCGAGAAAAGCUGGAAGUUGUUCGAGAGCGAUCCUUUGGCUCAUUAGGUCUAUAGUUUUUGGUUUAACUUUGUUCCAAAAGUUGGACAAGAACCCUGAAUUAAAACUUGAGCAAGUGGUGGAAGAAGCAUACGGCGAGGUUCUGAAGCCAUGGCACGGUUGGAUCUCAUCAGCUGCUUACAAGAUAGCUCUAAAACUGGUACCAGAAAGGGAAGCCUUGAUCAGAUUGCUCAUGGGCCAAGAACAGGAUUAUGAAGCUCUGAGACAAGAUAUCAAGAGCUAUGUGUUGGUGAUUCAGCCUCUUUUAGACGAAACAUGUGCCCUCUUGAGGAAUCAUCAGUUGGACAAAUUCAAGUCGACAUGAUGAUCCACCAUUGUAUGUAUAUUUCAUGUAGAUAAAGUGAGGGCAAAUUGUACAGUCAUUGCUUCAGUUUGUGUUUACUGUCUGCUUACUUGCAAGUCUUGAAAGAGAAGAAAAAAAAAGAGAAGAAUUGUUGUAGUGGCUUCUUGUUUGGGGGGUGUUUCCAAGAGUGAAAAAUGUUAUAAUUCUUAUUAGAAGUCUUAAAUAAUUAUGAAA
This is a messenger RNA of Zingiber officinale, 1085 nucleotides long. RefSeq names its product glycolipid transfer protein 3-like. Gene Ontology annotation, molecular function: ceramide 1-phosphate transfer activity; ceramide 1-phosphate binding. Gene Ontology annotation, cellular component: cytosol; cytoplasm; membrane. The coding region runs from base 66 to 872 and encodes 268 amino acids. The record is from RefSeq and is a predicted model, not a curated record. NCBI's taxonomy places the organism in Eukaryota, Viridiplantae, Streptophyta, Magnoliopsida, Zingiberales, Zingiberaceae. Gene Ontology annotation, biological process: ceramide transport; intermembrane lipid transfer. The transcript is spliced from 6 exons.